Messenger RNA from Theileria equi strain WA, 723 nucleotides. RefSeq lists its product as hypothetical. The record is from RefSeq and is a predicted model, not a curated record. NCBI's taxonomy places the organism in Eukaryota, Apicomplexa, Aconoidasida, Piroplasmida, Theileriidae. The coding region runs from base 1 to 723 and encodes 240 amino acids. The transcript has a single exon.
AUGGUCUCCGUCAUUCCUGCGCCAGUUUCUUGCACAAAUCCUGGUCAUACCUCAAGCCAAAUUACAGCCUAUAAGCAUACUAUUUCUGGUAGUUCAAAAUUGACCGGUAUUAAAUUUUAUCUUAAUGGUGAUCAAGGUCAAAGAAGACGUAUAACUUCUAGAAACUUGGGUCUCCCUAUAGAAGGUCCUGUAGACGUAUAUGCAUUCUAUUGUACAGAAGAUCCGAUACUCGUAUAUGUUAAUUCCACCGGAGGAUCUUCCCAAACUAUAGGAUGGUACAGGAAAAGCAAAAGAAGUUAUGAUAAGAAUUGGACUAAGAUUCCUACCGCACUAAAUGGUAUAACACCGACUAACAUUACAGAAUGCAGAAACUGGAACAAACUUGUAGGAGUACUAGAAGGGCUUAAAUGUCAUAAGUUCAACAAAUGCACUUAUAAAUCUUCACUAGGACGUGCUGACGACGGAGUACAAGAAGAGGUAAUUGACCUGGGAUUAUCUGAACCUGAAGCUCCUGAUUCUCCUCGUGCUGAAGCUCAUGGUGGUCAAGCCUCUUCUCCAGCCUCUAAUACUGGUGGUGCUAUAGCUGGAUAUGUUCUGACUGGAGUUUGUGUUAUAUCUGGUUCUCUUACUGGAUUUGCUUAUUGGUUGUACAAACGUACUAAUGGAGAUCCUUGGGUUAGACACGGGUAUUCUAUAGAGUGUUUAAAGAAUGUACCAUAUUGA